Molecule: messenger RNA, 2190 nt
Organism: Ceraceosorus bombacis
Lineage: Eukaryota; Fungi; Basidiomycota; Exobasidiomycetes; Ceraceosorales; Ceraceosoraceae
Source: the annotation of a GenBank genome assembly
AUGGAUCCCAAGAAGAUCGAGGUGAUUCUGUCGUGGCCCUCAUUGAGGACGGUGCAUGACGUGCAGGUCUUUUUAGGUUUCGCCAACUACUACCAAAGGUUCAUCUUGGGCUACUCAAAGAUCGUCGCGCCCCUCACCGACCUGCUCAAGGGAAAACCAAAGGGGCCGGUCAAAUGGGGCGACAACCAGAAGGCAGCGUUCGAGACCCUCAAGAGGGCGUUCACCGAGGGGCCCGUUCUCCAGCACUUCGACCCAACGCAGCCCAUUCGAUUGUGGACCGACGCUAGCGAUCAAGCUAUCGCGGCCAAACUGGCACAGCCGAAGGCCUCUCCCGACACCUCGGCGCGACUCUGGCACCCCGUGGCUUUCCGUUUGCGUAAGCUGAAUCCUGCGGAGCGGAAUUACAAGAUCCACAACAAGGAGCUCCUCGCCAUCGUAGAUGCCCUCCGGGACUGGAAGCAAUACUGUCAGAACGCAGCCCACAAGAUCGCCAUUCAUAUGGACCACAGGGGUCUCGAAUACUUCCAAUCGAAGAGGUCGUUGAACGUUCGACAGGCUCGGUGGGCCCUGCUCCUUGCGGACUACGAGUUCAAGAUCUACUACAAGCCAGGUUCACAGUGCAGAGUCGAUGGUCUCACCCGACGAGCGGACAUGCACGAAGGCCCCAACACUCGCAACCCCUUGAACGAGAGGGUGUUGCUGGGGACUGAAGUCUUUGUGCACCUCGCGGCACGGGCGCUAGGUUACGACGAGUUCAAGCAGGAACUGCGGAAGCUGUACAAUGGGUGGGAGCCCCCGGCGAAGGACAAGAAGGGGCUCGAAAAGAAAGACGGACUCUGGAUGCACAAUGAUCUGGUGUACGUGCCUCGAGUGGACGACCGCUGCGCUCGGCGGGAGCAAGUGACGCGCUUGUGCCACGACGCUCCCGCUGCAGGGCACGGGGGUCCACAACGAACCCUCGAACUCAUCCAUCGAUUAUUCUACUGGCCAGGCAUGGCGUCGUACGUGGAGCGCUAUGUCCGGACGUGCGUCAUGUGCAAGCGCGCAAAAGCGCCUCGACACGCUCCCUACGGCUUGCUCGAGAGCCUCCCAACGCCCAAACGACCGUGGGGGUCAGUUACGAUCGACUUCAUCAAGGGUCUUCCCGCAAGCGGCGUGGCUAACUAUGACUCCAUCAUGGUAGUGGUCGAUCGCCUCACCAAGUACGGGGUCUUCAUCCCGUGUUGGAAGACCACCAACGCCCUAGACACUGCUCAACUGUUCCUCGAGAGGGUGUUUAGCCAAUUUGGAGCGCCCGACACCAUCGUGUCAGACCGAGGGUGCCAAUUCGUCUCUUCCAUGUGGAGGACAUUCGUCCAGCUCCUCAAUGGGUCGAUUGCCCUGAGCACCGCCUACCACCCCCAAACAGACGGGCAGACCGAAAGGCUCAACCAGUCCCUCGAGCAGUAUCUACGGAUCUACGUAGAGAAGGAGCAGCAUGAGUGGUCGAGGCACCUGCCUAUGGCACAGUUUGCGCUCAACAACGCCACCAGCGCCACCACAAAGAUGUCUCCCUUCUUUGCCGUCAUGGGGUAACACCCAAAGGCCAUUCCGACGGUCGAACGGGUCAGCGCACAUAACCCAACAGCGGAGGCGUUCCUGCGCGAUCAGCAGGCCAGAGUCGCACACUGUCAAAAGGCCAUCGACGCCGCCACGGCCUUGGCGGCCCUACAGUACGACAAACGCCGUGCCGCCAAGAGCUACUCGGUGGGCGAUCAAGUCUACCUGCGUACCGCAAACUUAGCGAUGAGGCUGCCGAGCCACAAGUUGGGGCCAAAACUAGCCGGUCCCUUUGAGAUUCUCGAACAAAUUGGCAGGAAAGCAUACCGCCUGCAACUGCCAGCCUCCUGGCGAUGCCACCCAGUGUUUGGCGUCGCGAUGCUCGAACCCGACAACGGCAAGGUCGAUCCGCGGCAAACGCGCCAACUGUACCCCGACGAGGGGCUACUGGCGGCUCGAGACAACCGGGAUGAAAUCGUAGAAUACGAGGUCGAGCGUGUCGGGGACUCUAGAAGGGCCGGCGAGGGCCUGGAACACUUGGUGCACUGGCAAGAUGGAACGUCCAGCUGGGAACCGCGGGAACAUCUACAGCACUCUCAACAGCUCACACGGGAGUUUCACGCGCAAUACCCUCGGAGGCCAAAACCAUGA